AUGUUCAAACUCCUUUGCGUCGUGCUGCCCGUUGUGGCGAGGGUCGCCGUGGCCACUCCGGCUACUCUCAAAGCGAGAUGUGACGAUCCGACAGCACAUCCAUCACCACUCACUGAACCAGCGUCGAACUUCCCGGCUGCUGACUUGCCUUUUGAUCUUCCGCCGAUUGAACUAGAACCUAUAGACCCCCAGGAUCUAGAGUCGUUCGGUACAGAGGAGCCUUGGCUAUCUGUUUCCCCUUCACUACCGAACGAACCUAGUCCUGCGCCAGAAGGCUUUGAGUCUCCUGCUCCAGACUUUGAGUCUCCUGCUCCAGAGGACUUUGAGUCUCCUGCUCCAGAGAACUUUGAAUCUCCUGCUUGGUCUCCUUCUCAACCAUCACCGCCGGAUUCCAACCCCAACUUCCCCGGGCUCAGCAAUACCACUGAUUGGGACGAUAGCCACAGCUCUAGGCAGGGAUAUGCCGACUCUUCAAGAAGAAAGAAUGUCGUCUAUUUCACCGACUGGAGCAUCUAUAAGGCAGGCUUUCUGCCUCAGUAUCUCCCCGCAAGAGAUAUCACGCACUUGCUCUACGCAUUUGCUGGAAUCGCACCAGAUGGAUCUGUCGUCUCGUAUGACGAAUGGGCCGACGAGGAUAAGAUCCUAGGCAAGCGUGACGUCGUCCACGGUGCCAUCGAGCAAGUCUUUUUGCUAAAGAGCCAGAAUCGCCACAUGAAGACUCUGCUCUCCAUCGGUGGCUGGACCGCAUCUCAAGAUGGAAAGUUUGGGCCUGCCAUCGGUUCUGCUGAUGGUCGACGCCGCUUCGCUGAGUCUGCUGUCAAGUUGCUCGCCGACUGGGGAUUCGACGGUCUUGAUAUUGACUAUGAGUACCCGGAGACUCCAGAGGACGCGCAGAACUUUGUCUACUUGCUCCGAGAGGUUCGAGCAGCAUUGGAUAACUACGCAGCCCGCCACGGCCAGCGAUAUCGCUACCUCCUCACCGUGGCGACAUCUGCUGGACCUGACCACUACAAAAUUCUAGACUUGGAGGCGAUGGAUCAGUAUAUCGAUACUUGGCACCUCAUGGCUUAUGAUUAUGCUGGCAGCUGGGAUACCGUGGCUGGACAGCAGUCCAACGUCUUUACCGACCAUCAAAACCCCGACAGCACAAAGUUCAGCACCGACAAAGCAGUGGAUGCCUAUAUUAGACGAGGCGUCGACCCUAGCAAGAUUGUCCUCGGCCUUCCCCUCUAUGGCCGCUCAUUCGAGAACACGGAUGGUCUUGGUAAACCCUACGAUGGCAUUGGGCCGGGCACUAUUGAGCCGGGAGUCUAUCUCUACCGCGACCUUCCUCGGCCCGGUGCUACUGUCCACGUCAAUCGAUAUACCCUUUCUGCAUACUCUUACGACCCUUCAGCAAGGGAACUAGUUUCCUUUGAUAACGUCGAGACGGCGAGACUCAAGGCCGAGUAUCUCCAGAGCAGGGGCCUUGGUGGCGCUGUCUUCUGGGAAGCUUCGGGUGAUCGUGCUGGAGAAGAGAGUCUGAUUAGGACGCUGGCUAGAGAGAUGGGUCAUCUGGAUUAUUCUACAAAUAUGCUGAGCUAUCCGGAGAGUCGGUUUUCCAAUAUCCAGAAUGCAUCAUAG
Trichoderma harzianum CBS 226.95 is the source of this 1623-nucleotide messenger RNA. Its product is annotated as glycoside hydrolase family 18 protein. NCBI's taxonomy places the organism in Eukaryota, Fungi, Ascomycota, Sordariomycetes, Hypocreales, Hypocreaceae. The transcript is spliced from 3 exons. The coding region runs from base 1 to 1623 and encodes 540 amino acids. Gene Ontology annotation, molecular function: chitin binding; chitinase activity. The record is from RefSeq and is a predicted model, not a curated record. Gene Ontology annotation, cellular component: extracellular region. Gene Ontology annotation, biological process: carbohydrate metabolic process; chitin catabolic process.